Messenger RNA from Myotis brandtii (Brandt's bat), 990 nucleotides. RefSeq names its product kunitz-type protease inhibitor 2. Gene Ontology annotation, molecular function: serine-type endopeptidase inhibitor activity. NCBI's taxonomy places the organism in Eukaryota, Metazoa, Chordata, Mammalia, Chiroptera, Vespertilionidae. The record is from RefSeq and is a predicted model, not a curated record. The transcript has 3 exons. The coding region runs from base 1 to 990 and encodes 329 amino acids.
AUGGGAUCCAGUGCAAAAGAGGAGAUGCUGGCCCUAGGUCAUCAGUUGGGAGUGAAGGCUGGGAACAGGGAAUUUGAGGAGGAUGAGGAGAAAGCAAAAAGCGGUAUCCCCAAAGGAUGGGAUCGUGACUUGACUACAGCAAUGAGGCAGAGUCCAGGCACCAGAGGAGCUUUUGGAGACUUGGAAGCGAGCAUCCAUCUGCACCUGAACUUGAGACCCAGUGGGCCAAGACAGUGCAGGGUGCUCCUCGCCCUGCUGGCAUCGCUGCUCCUCUUUGGGGCCAAGGCGGCCAAUGGAGAACGCGACAUCCACGACUUUUGCCAAGUUCCAAAGGUGGUGGGGAGAUGCCUGGCCUCCCUCCACAGGUGGUGGUACAAUGCCACCUGCCGCUCCUGCCAGCAGUUUGUAUAUGGAGGCUGCGGUAGGAAUAGCAAUAACUACCUGACCAAGGAGAAGUGUCUGCAGAAGUGUGCUGAUAUCCCAGGGCACGCCAUGGACGAUGCAGCCACCAGCAGCAGCCCGGCAGAUUCCUCUGGCCCGAGUCUCCCCAGAAGGCAGGGUUCUGAUGGUCCCUCCAGCGAUAUUUUCAACUACGAAGAAUACUGCACUGCCAAGGUGGCCACCGGGCCUUGCUCCGCAUCCUUCCCAUGCUGGUACUUCGAUGCCAAGAACAACUCCUGUGAUCGAUUUAUCUAUGGGGGGUGCUGGGGCAAUAAAAACAACUACCUCUCCGAGGAGGCUUGCCUGAGCCGCUGCCUUGGCCAGUGGUCCUAUCUGGCCCGGCCCCACAGCAUCGUCAAGGACCUGGCGGAGCUGAUAGAGGUGAUCCUCACCCUCUUGGUGGGUUACGGGCUGCUCUACCUGGUCAUGAUGGGGUGGACGCAGUUGGACCUUGCCUUCAGCUCCAGGGACGAUGAGGACCCCCUCUUGAUAAAGAGAACCUGGGGAGGGAGGGGACAGACAGCUGCAGAAAGCCCAAAUGGUGUUUAA